Messenger RNA from Aureobasidium musti, 774 nucleotides. The record is from the annotation of a GenBank genome assembly. Lineage: Eukaryota; Fungi; Ascomycota; Dothideomycetes; Dothideales; Saccotheciaceae.
AUGGCUCUCAACGGAGAGCAGUCAGACCUCCAGGGCGUCGACAGUAUCGAUUCGCGCAAUAAGCAAUGGAGAAUCAGCACGCGCAAGAGACCUAUUCUCAAGGCUGGUCCUAUUGAUGCCAUGAACGAGAAGCUCGGAAUCCCUGUACCUGAGAUGAUUUUUGGUGACAACUUGGUUGCCAUCGAGCAUAUUCCUUCUGGCUGGGCUAUCGACUUCAACGCCUUCGAUGCUCUUGACCGCGUAUCCAAGACUGCCGACGGCAUGUUGCAGGUUGCAUAUUCCAAGGAGUGGCAGAGAGACCGGUAUGUGCUGCCUGAAUUCUGCAUCAAAGAAGUCGUCAAGCCCUUCGAUUGGUCAUACAGCACAGACUUCAAGGGCCGCACUCACAGCCCGGAUUCUGCUGUCGUCUGGCAACCAACUGAUCAAUCCAAGGAUCCCAUCAGGACUGAUCUCCUUUCACGCCCUGACCCUAUACUUUUCUACGACGAUGUCAUCUUCUACGAAGACGAGUUGGCUGAUAAUGGCAUUGCCAUCUUCAGCUGCAAAAUCCGUGUCAUGGCCGAUCGUCUUCUACUUCUGUGUAGGUUCUUCCUGCGUCUAGACGGAGUCAUCGUGCGUGUCAGAGACACGAGAAUUUACAUCGAGUUGGCUUCCAAGACCGUAAUCCGACAGUACACAGCCAAGGAGGAAUCCUACGACGUUGUUCAGUCUAAGCUGCAGAUACACAGAGAAAAUAUCCCGGAGGAUACGAUGGACAAGGUCACCAUUCCUUGA